Messenger RNA from Asterias rubens (European starfish), 993 nucleotides. Its product is annotated as ryncolin-1-like. NCBI's taxonomy places the organism in Eukaryota, Metazoa, Echinodermata, Asteroidea, Forcipulatida, Asteriidae. Bases 1 to 993 code for a protein of 330 amino acids. The record is from RefSeq and is a predicted model, not a curated record. The transcript has a single exon.
AUGGAUAGCAAAGCUUUGUUCUCAUUCUGUGUAGUGUUUAUUACUUUAUCCAAUCAGAAUUCUUGCUCCUUUCAACCAACAACUGAUUUUUUUGGUGCAAAAUAUCGGGCUCUGCAAGGUUUCGUUCUCAGCAGCACAAAGGCCGUGUCAUCUGUGACAUGUGUGAGAGACUGUAUGAUAGAUCCUCGCUGUGUCUCUAUCAACUUCUUUGACAGCGAGAAACGGUGUGAGUUGAAUUCCGCUACAAAGACCCAGUUCCCUGGAAGCUUCACUUACAACCAAGGAAGCUUCUACUAUGACGAAGACAGAGGAACAACUCUCUUAUCAGAGUUUGCUUCUUGUAAGGAGCUUCUGCAAGCUGCUGGAGGCAAUAUUUCCAGCGGUGUCUACACCAUCUUUCCCAGCAGUCUGACUGAGGGCUUAGAAGUCUACUGCGACAUGGAGGGAAACGACGGAGGCUGGAUCGUGUUUCAGAGGCGGCAGGACGGAAGCGUGAAUUUCUAUCUCAAUUGGGCCGACUAUCAGAGAGGGUUUGGAGACCUGAAGGGCGAGUUCUGGCUGGGGAAUGAUAACCUGCGCGCUCUGACCGAAGCCUCUCCUCAAGGAACAUGGGAGCUCAGGAUCAAAAUUGAAGAUUGGGAAGGGGAAGCUGUUGUGGUCGAUUAUUCUGACUUCAAAAUAACAGGUGAAGAGUAUACCCUAAACGCCGCAUACAAAUCAAUCAGUGAAACAAAAGUUGGUGAUUCCCUUCUCGUACAUUUCGGGAAACCUUUUUCAACAAAGGACCGUGACAAUGAUAACAGUGAAGACGUAAACUGUGCACAGGAGACCGUAGGCGCCUGGUGGUACUACCACUGUCAUGAAUCAAACCUCAACGGUAAGUACUACAAUAAUCCAACUGUUGAGUACAACCAAGGCUUGCAAUGGGAAACAUGGAAAGGAGAUUACUAUUCACUGAAGAAAUGCAGCAUGAAGCUACGAGAAAUUAACUAA